AUGCAGAGCGAGGCCAGCCAACGCCGAAGGCGCCUCCCCACACUCGACUACGCGGACCUCAAGCGCUUCUCGAGGACGUGCAGGCCCUUCCACGAGCUCGAGAAGUCGCCCUCGCUCCACCUGAAGCUCUUCAGGCAGCCCUCUGACCCGGCCAACCCGCUCAAGGCUGGACAGCCAGUUCGUUUCCACCCUGUCCUCGACGUCACCUGGCUCAGCCGCCCCGAUCUCGACGAGGCCGACAUCACGGUCUUUCCGAAAUCACGCAAACGCAACUUGGAGGAAGCGGACGAGCCGAUGGAGGGAGCUGACCCUUCUGACAACGACGACGAGAGCGACACCGGCUCUGACGGCGUGAGACACUACAAGCCGCUCGACUUGCCCGUCGCCGCCGAGUACGCGACUUCUCCGCCCUCCACAAAGGUCAUCUUCCUCGCCGGGACCGGCCCAGUCAUGGCAGACAAGCGCGGCGUGCGCGUCCGCUCGGUCAUCGAAGCCGUCCGAGGCGGUCCUGAACCGACCGAAGAAGACUUGGAGGAGCUCGAGUCGAUGACGAUGUGGGACACGCUUGGCGACUGCACCUUCUGGGCCGGAAUGAGCAGCGCUCGCGCUGUUGGCGACGACUCGGUGGCCCUCCGUCCGAACGAGUUUGACUGA
Molecule: messenger RNA, 654 nt
Organism: Rhodotorula toruloides NP11
Lineage: Eukaryota; Fungi; Basidiomycota; Microbotryomycetes; Sporidiobolales; Sporidiobolaceae
Exons: 4
Coding region: 1-654 (217 amino acids)
Molecular function (GO): protein binding
Source: RefSeq, a predicted model, not a curated record